Molecule: messenger RNA, 2040 nt
Organism: Candida albicans SC5314
Lineage: Eukaryota; Fungi; Ascomycota; Pichiomycetes; Serinales; Debaryomycetaceae
Exons: 1
Coding region: 1-2040 (679 amino acids)
Biological process (GO): nuclear-transcribed mRNA poly(A) tail shortening; regulation of mRNA stability
Cellular component (GO): P-body
Molecular function (GO): protein binding; translation repressor activity; mRNA binding
Source: RefSeq, a predicted model, not a curated record
AUGGAACAAUCUCAAGGAAACAUUGCCAACUCCCCACCAACUUCCGAAAUUCCUCAGAGACCGAUUAUAUUGUCUCCACCACCAUUGGACCAAAACUCAUUGAAUCAAUCGUUCAAUAAUUUGCCGACAUCUGUUCCUCAAGGUCAUGCCAAUAGACAACAAAGUGUUGGGUACAAUUUGCAACAUGAAUUUGAAACAUUGACUGCUAAUUUAGAUUUGGACUUGAAUAGUUCCACGAGAAAUAUUACUCAGAGUGCUCCACCUAAUCAACAACAACAGCAACAAUCUCAAUUGCAAGCAACGGAUUCACAACUAUUGACCACCACUGCUGAUUUGAACACCAAACCGGCUCAUUCGGUCAAACCGACGUUGGCUGCUCCAGCUGCUUCAAGAUAUGGAUCGCAUUUAGGCUCUGAUUUAUUAGGUAAAUCCACUAGCUCUUUACUUGGUGAUAACAACCCAGUUUCUCCAAUCCAGAAAUUUUCUUCAAUCAAUACUCAAUUGGAUAGUUUGUUGAACAACAAUAUUUCUAGUGCCAAAAGUAAAACUGGAACCAAUUCACCAUUUUUAUCAAAUGCUGGGUUAUCCAAUAGACCACAAUCGGUCAAUGAUUUUAGUAAUAUUUUCAAUCGCCAAGACCAACAACAACAACAACAAUCUCAAACAUUUCUGAGUUUUACUACUCAACAGCAAAGCCAAAACCAAAAUCAAAAUCAAAAUCAAUCAAACUUUUAUCUGGACUUGAUAGUAUUCAGCAACUGGAUUGAAAAUUUGAAUCCUCAAGAUAACCUCACAAUGAUUGAUUAUUUAUGCUCUAAUUUGCCACUUGACAUAUUAUUGACUUUUAAAUCUAAAUUAGAUUUGCAUUUGCAAGGAGGUUCAGCUCAAAAUCAACAACUGCAACAACUGCAACUACUACCACAAUUUGUUAUGUCACCCUACAGUCAAUAUGAUCAACAACUUUACAAUGACAUGGACAAAUUAAAUAUUCAAGAUGAUAGUUUCAAAUCAAAGCAUGGUAACUCAUCAUUCAGGUCUAAUCAUUUAGCCAAUUUAAUCGAUAAAGUAGAACGACCAAAAUCGGCUGAUCCAUUUGUCAAUAAUACCAAAUAUGGUCAAUAUCAACAACAAUCAUAUAACCAACACCUGUAUCAGCAACAACAUCCGUUAGUUGAUAGAGCCAAAUCUCCAACAUCUCAUUUAUAUGAAAAGACCAAUUUCUUACAAUUAGCAGCAGCUAAUUCAAAUAAUACUGGUGGUAAUUAUAAUCAAUAUAUGCCAUCAUUAUCUUCUACUUCUUCUUCAUUAGGUCAAGCAAAUUCAAAUAAUACAUCUACUAGAGACGACAUGGAUUUGAAGCUUGGUGCAUUAGCUACCAUCAAUUCCAGAGUGGCAUUAGAUUCAAAUAGAAAGCAUCCUCACGUAGCAACACCUGGAUCAACUUGGAAUAAUCAAACUCACACACAUCUGCAUAUUUCACCACCACAUCACAAUCAAAUGCAUAGUGGUGUACGUAAUGUUUCUAAUUUUGAAGAAUCCAUUAAUCGAUCAUUAAAUUCAUCAAGUGUGCCUGCUAGUAUGCACAAGUCAAACUAUUCCAAUUCUCAUGGCAACAAUAGUAACAACAACAGCGGCAACACCAAUAUUAAUUCUAAUCAAAACAAAGGAACUCAUAAAAAGAAAAUAAACUCUCCAACUUCAGCAGUUAGUAUGCAACAGAAUUCUACUUCAGUAAAUUCAACCACCAGUGGUAAUGGUGGAGCAAAUGCUAACGUCAAUACAACAGCCACAACUAGUUCAUCAUCAUCUUCUUCUAUGCCGAUUGAAGUUUCAAGUCUUGAGUUAUUGAAUAACAUUCCUGCAUGGUUAAAAUUGUUACGAUUGCACAAGUAUACCGAAUGUUUAAAGGAUGUACCCUGGAAAGAGUUGAUAGAGUUGGAUAAUGAUCAAUUGGAGAGUAAAGGUGUUGCUGCAUUAGGAGCUAGACGUAAAUUGUUAAAAGCAUUUGAUGUUGUGAAGAAUAAUUUACCAGUUGUUUGA